AUGGCUACAUCCAAGAAAAACAAGAAGGCGUUGAAAGAUGACGAUCUCAACGAUCUUAAACAGGAGCUGGAUAUGGAUGAACAUCGGAUAUCGCUAGAAGAGCUGUAUAUGCGGUUGUCCACAGAUCCUGUUAAUGGGCUCACUGCGGAACAGGCAAAAACAAGACUAGAGCGUGACGGACCGAACGCUCUUACUCCUCCUAAAACGACACCAGAGUGGGUGAAAUUCUGCAAACAACUUUUUGGUGGAUUUUCCUUACUUCUUUGGUUCGGUGCUGUGUUGUGCUUCAUUGCCUUUUCAAUCGAAAGCAGCACAUAUGAAGAACCCCCAAAGGAUAAUCUGUAUCUGGGUAUCGUGUUAACGGCUGUCGUGUUGAUUACUGGUUGCUUUUCGUACUAUCAAGAGUCUAAGUCGUCCAGAAUUAUGGAGUCGUUCAAAAAAAUGAUUCCCCAAACUGCCAUGGUCACUCGGGGUGGUGUGAAGAUCGAGGCCCCAGCUGAGGCCUUGGUGGUGGGCGAUUUAAUUGAUGUGAAGUUUGGUGACCGAGUACCUGCGGAUAUUCGAAUCAUCAAUGCAUGCUCCUUCAAGGUGACUGAUCUCACAGAGUCUGACAACAAGUCUAGUAAGGUACAUUGUACUCGCUCCAACCUGAUUGACUCAGCAGCCGUGCAGGGUACUUGCAAAGGAAUUGUAGUCAGCACGGGAGAUCGCACCGUCAUGGGGCGGAUUGCGAAUUUGGCUUCUGGUCUUCAAAUCGGUCAGACGCCUAUUAGCAAAGAAAUCAGUCAUUUCAUCCACAUAAUUACCAGUGUGGCUGUGUUCUUGGGUGUAUCGUUCUUUGUCAUCGCUAUGUGUCUUGGCUACCAUUGGUUGGAUGCCGUGAUCUUCCUCAUCGGUAUAAUUGUGGCUAACGUUCCCGAAGGUCUUCUUGCCACCGUUACAGUCUGCCUAACGUUGACUGCCAAACGAAUGGCCAGCAAGAACUGCUUGGUUAAAAAUUUGGAGGCUGUUGAGACUCUGGGUUCAACCAGCACCAUUUGCUCAGAUAAAACGGGUACUUUGACGCAAAAUCGAAUGACAGUGGCUCACAUGUGGUUUGAUAACAAGAUUUAUGAUGCAGAUACUACCGAUGAUCAAUCAAGUAAGUGUUCUCGUGUUGCCAUGCUGUGCAAUCGCGCUGAAUUCAAAGCUGGGGAAGAAAACAAACCUGUAUUGAAGCGUGAAUGUAAUGGCGAUGCUUCGGAAUCGGCACUGUUAAAAUGCGUAGAGCUUUCGUUUGGCGGAGUAACUGAUUACCGCCGCAAGAAUCCUAAAGUUGCUGAAAUCCCGUUCAACUCUACCAACAAAUAUCAGUUGUCAAUUCACGAAACCAGCGAUGGAGAUGACCGUUAUUUAAUUGUCAUGAAAGGGGCACCUGAGAGAAUAUUGGAUCGUUGCGGCAGUAUCCUGUUGAAUGGUAAAGAGGAGCCAAUGACUGAUGAAAUGCGGGAUCAAUUCAACAACGCUUACCUUGACUUGGGUGGAAUGGGAGAGCGUGUUUUGGGUUUCUGUGAUCUACGUCUUCCCAAAGAAACCUAUCCGAAAGGUUUCGCUUUUAAUGUGGACGAACCCAACUUCCCGGUGAGCAACAUGCGAUUUGUCGGCCUCAUGUCCAUGAUUGAUCCUCCUCGUGCGGCUGUCCCUGAUGCCGUGGCCAAGUGUCGAUCUGCCGGAAUCAAGGUGAUCAUGGUCACAGGUGACCAUCCUAUCACGGCUAAAGCAAUCGCCAAAGGUGUUGGUAUCAUUUCGGAAGGUACAAAAACUGUAGAUGAUAUUGCUGCUGAAAGAGGUAUUCCAGUCCGCCAAGUAAAUCCGCGAGAUGCAAAGGCAUGUGUUAUCCAUGGGACUGAUUUGCGUGACAUGACUCCAGCUCAAAUCGAUGAAAUUUUGGUUAAUCACAGUGAAAUUGUGUUUGCCCGAACUAGUCCUCAACAGAAGCUGAUCAUCGUGGAAGGUUGUCAACGCCAGGGUGCAAUUGUUGCCGUCACCGGAGAUGGUGUCAAUGAUAGUCCCGCCUUGAAACAAGCUGAUAUCGGAGUUGCCAUGGGUAUUGCAGGAAGUGAUGUCAGUAAACAAGCUGCCGAUAUGAUCUUGUUGGAUGAUAACUUCGCUUCUAUUGUCACUGGAGUAGAAGAGGGCCGAAUUAUUUUCGACAAUCUGAAAAAGUCCAUUGCCUAUACUUUGACCUCUAACAUUCCGGAAAUCACACCUUUCCUCGUCUACAUCUUGGCUGACGUUCCACUUCCAUUGGGUACAAUUACCAUUCUGUGCAUCGACUUGGGGACCGAUAUGGUGCCUGCUAUUUCACUGGCUUACGAGGAAGCUGAGGCUGAUAUCAUGAAACGUAUGCCACGCGAUCCACUGCGGGACAAACUUGUCAAUGAACGGUUGAUUUCUAUGGCUUACGGUCAGAUCGGUAUGAUUCAGGCAUCUGGCGGAUUCUUUGUUUACUUCGUUAUCAUGGCUGAGAAUGGUUUUACUCCAACGCGAUUGCUAGGUAUUCGUGAGGCCUGGGACUCUAAGGCCGUCAGCGAUUUACCGGACUCGUAUGGACAAGAAUGGACCUACCAGCAACGCAAGGAUCUAGAGUACACGUGUCACACUGCGUUCUUCGCCUCUAUUGUGAUAGUGCAACGCAAUUCUAUUUUCCAACAAGGAAUGUGGAACCACCAGCUCACAUUUGGGCUUUUCUUCGAAACGACUUUGGCCAUUUUCCUGUCGUACUGUCCUGGAUUGGACAAGGGUCUGCGCAUGAUGCCUCUACGAUUCACUUGGUGGUUGCCGGCGCUGCCGUUUAGCUUGCUCAUUUUCGUCUAUGAUGAAGUUCGCAAACUGCUAUUGAGGAAGCUACCACCGAAUUCCUGGCUGGAACGCGAAACAUACUACUAA
Echinostoma caproni is the source of this 2928-nucleotide messenger RNA. The record is from the annotation of a GenBank genome assembly. Lineage: Eukaryota; Metazoa; Platyhelminthes; Trematoda; Plagiorchiida; Echinostomatidae.